AUGCCAAGUGAAGACGUGCAAGUCAAGAAAAAGGAGGAGAGGGAAAAAUCGAUCCUUGCCGAUGUCCACGCCGCCGGUCAUAUCAGCCCAGGUGUUGUGAGAUUCGAGAAUGGGUAUCCGUACUCUGGACCUCCCAUAUGUACCUUAGGGCCCUAUAUCUCGCGCUGCCACACUGGCCUUACGCUGUACGACGUCAGGGGCCCGCCUCAACUGCGCGCCGGUCCUCUUGUCCCGCAGGCCGGACCACGCACCAUCAAUCGGAAUCCUGCGGCAGCGGCAGGAGAAGCAGGAGGGGAAGAAACAUCAGACGAUCGAGCUGCAAGAGGACCCUUUUUUCCGGUCUUUGUGUGUGUGCUAGGCGCAGGCAUACUAUAUCUUGCAGAAACGCUGCACAUGCAGCCACAGAACGUGUGCCAGCUUCCAACAUCCCACAUUCCCACACGCUAUGGAUACACUACCUAUUACACCAACCCACCCUUGCGAAACGGAGGGGAAAGCGGCACCAAAAGUAUCGCUAUUUGUCCUCCAACUCGAAUGCAUACAGGUACCACGGAUCAAGAUACUGAUCCGGCUUGA
Colletotrichum godetiae is the source of this 576-nucleotide messenger RNA. RefSeq lists its product as uncharacterized. The record is from RefSeq and is a predicted model, not a curated record. Bases 1 to 576 code for a protein of 191 amino acids. The transcript has 4 exons. Lineage: Eukaryota; Fungi; Ascomycota; Sordariomycetes; Glomerellales; Glomerellaceae.